ACUAGGACUAGGAUACUUGCUUAAUUAAAUUAGUUUUCUCUCUAUAAAUACAAUUAGAUGCUCUACGUUGUACGCAUAAUCGUAUCUUCAGCUCAAGCAAAACUCAUAUCAUAUCCCAAUCUUUCUUUAAUUAGUUUUAUCCAUGGCACUAAACGCUUUCUUUUCUUUAUCAUCCCUUUUCUUUAUUUUUAUUAUUAUCCUAUUCACCGUCGGGCUGUCUUUCCCGGUUCCGGCGGAUCAUUAUUUUCAAAUAAAUUUACCAAACGGAGUCGUUGGCCCGGAGAGUAUUGCUUUUGAUUGUACCGGAAGAGGACCAUAUGUCGGUGUUUCCGAUGGGAGAAUUUUAAGAUGGGAAGAACAUGCCCGAGACUGGACUGAAUUUGCUGUCAUGACACAUAAUAGGAAUAGACAAUUGUGUGAUGGUAUAACCGACGCCCGAAGGGAGCCGCUUUGUGGUAGACCGCUCGGAUUAAAGUUUCAUCCAAAGACUUGUGAACUAUAUAUAACAGAUGCUUAUUUCGGGUUGAUGAAAGUGGGACCGAAUGGCGGGAUUGCUACCGAACUUGCAAAUUCAGCUCAAGGGCAUCCCUUCAUGUUCCUUAAUGAUCUGGACAUCAAUCCUAUGAACGGAGUUGUCUAUUUUACUGAUAGUAGCAUUCGCUAUCAACGAAGGGAUUACUCAGAGAUCAUUUCAAGUGGAGAUAGUACUGGAAGACUGUUAAGAUUUGACCCAAAUACCAAACAAGUGAGCGUGUUACACGAUGGUUUGGCAUUUCCAAACGGGAUUGUUUUGUCUAGAGACAAUUCAUAUCUUCUUGUAGUUGAAUCACAGAAAAAUCAAAUCUUAAAAUUUCCGCUUACGAAUAACAGAACAAGAACUCCAAGUGUCUUUGCAAGGGUUGACAGGUUUGCUGAUAACAUCAGAAGGAAUGAUCAAGGAGAUUAUUGGGUUGCACUAAAUACAGCAAGAGAAGGAUACACUGAACCGGUUGGUUUGAAGUUUGACGAAAAUGGU
Messenger RNA from Cuscuta epithymum, 1015 nucleotides. The record is from the annotation of a GenBank genome assembly. NCBI's taxonomy places the organism in Eukaryota, Viridiplantae, Streptophyta, Magnoliopsida, Solanales, Convolvulaceae.